CCUAUUGGUCGAGAAACAUAGAAUGAGAUGACGUGUGUUCCGUGUUUCUGGGUCCCGCUGAAAAGGUAACUUUCGGUCACUUCUGGGUUCAGACAUGACUGACCGGGUUUUCGGCUGUUGAGGCUCAACGUGGUGACAAUAGUGGACCCAAAGCCUUUAUAAUACACCUGUGGGACCAUAAAAUACCUGCGUGGGCUUUUCUCAUCCCAGCUUUGACAGCUGUGCACUUACACUUUGAAAUCUUUUUAAAAAGCAGUUCAACAAUCAAGACUUUUUCAACCACCGCACACCAAAAUGGGUAUCCAGUCAAACUCUGCCCUCCAAUCUUUCCUGCUCUAUCCAAUCCACCUUCUGAUAUGGAUGUACUCAAUCCUCUCCUUCCUUCCUUGGUACUUCGUCACUGGAGUUCGCCAAAGAAAAUUUCUCUCCAGGCGAAUUAAGGCCCGCUCCACGUCAGGCCACCCAGAGGGACCAUACCGAUCCGUGGACCACUUUGAUUCUCUCGCCGCGGAGGAUUUCCCAGGGAAGGACACCCUGGAUAAGUUGUUCAGGCAUGCUGUGGAGCGCUUUGGACCAGAUCCUUGUCUUGGGACCAGAGAGAUCCUGAGCGAGGAGAACGAGACUCAGUCCAACGGUAAAGUUUUCAAAAAGCUGAUCUUGGGGGAGUAUACAUGGUUGUCCUACAAUGAGGUGGAGUCUAUAGUGAACGAGUUUGGCAGCGGGUUGGCAGCGCUGGGGCAGCAGCCCAAAAGCACCAUCGCCAUCUUCUGUGAAACCAGAGCAGAGUGGAUGAUCACUGCUCAGGCCUGCUUCAGGCGGAAUUUCCCAUUGGUGACGUUUUACGCAACUUUAGGAGAAGAAGCGAUUGCGUAUGGACUAAAUGAAACAGGAAUUACACAUCUGAUUACUAGCAUGGAACUGCUGGACUCUAAACUGAAAAAUGUGCUGCCACAGAUCCCCUCUUUAAAACACGUGAUCUACGUGGAUGAGAAGAAGUACAACGCAGAAGGCUUUCCCGAAGGGAUUUCCAUCCGCAGCAUGGAGGCCGUGCGAGAGCUGGGCAAACUACCGGAGAAUAUGAAGAAGCCGAUUGAGACCCCCGAGCCCUCAGAUCUGGCUGUGGUGAUGUACACCAGCGGUUCCACUGGGAGGCCCAAAGGAGUCAUGAUCGUCCACAGUAACCUCAUAGCAGGAAUGACAGGCCAGUGUGAGCGCAUCCCAGACCUGGGACCUAAAGAUACAUACAUUGCCUAUCUGCCGCUGGCUCACGUCCUGGAAAUGACGGCAGAAAUCUCCUGUGUCACAUACGGCUGCCGCAUCGGGUAUUCAUCUCCUCAGACUCUGUCGGAUCAGUCUACCAGAAUAAAGAAAGGGAGUAAAGGAGACUGCUCUGUUCUUAAACCCACCUUGAUGGCAGCUGUUCCUGAAAUAAUGGAUCGCAUCAACAAGAAUGUGAUGAGCAAAGUGCAGGAAAUGAGUUACAUUCAACGGACGCUGUUUACACUGGGAUACAAAUAUAAACUGGAACAGGUCAAGAAGGGCUAUGACGCACCUGUCUGCAACCGCUUGCUCUUCGGGAAAGUGAAGAAGCUGCUGGGCGGGAAUGUGAGGAUGAUGCUGUCCGGGGGAGCACCUCUGUCCUCGGACACGCAGAGGUUCAUGAACGUGUGCUUCUGCUGUCCCGUGGGCCAGGGCUAUGGCCUGACUGAAACCUGCGGAGCUGGCACCAUCACAGAAGUUGCAGACAUCAGCACCGGUCGCGUCGGAGCUCCUCUGGUUUGCUGCGAGAUCCGCCUCAGGGACUGGGCUGAGGGUGGUUACACAACAAAGGAUACACCAAACCCAAGAGGGGAGAUCCUCAUUGGCGGACCCAACGUCACCACGGGUUACUUCAGGCACGAAGGCAACGAUGAUGACUUUUUCCAGGACGAAAAGGGUCAGCGGUGGUUCUGCACCGGAGAUAUAGGAGAGGUUCAUCCUGAUGGCUGUCUGCAGAUAGUGGACCGCAAGAAAGACUUGGUGAAACUGCAGGCCGGAGAGUACGUGUCUCUUGGUAAAGUGGAGUCUGCUCUGAAAACCUGCCCUCUUGUAGACAACAUCUGCGCAUACGCAAACAGUGAGCAGAACUUCGUCAUCAGCUUUGUGGUUCCAAACCAGAAAAAGCUGACAGACCUGGCCAAGGAGAAAGGAAUUGAGGGAACGUUUGAGGAGCUCUGCGUUCACCCUGAAAUGGAAAAGGAGGUUCUGAAGAGGAUUACUGAUGUCGCACUCAAAAUUAAACUCCAGCGAUUUGAGAUUCCAGUGAAAGUGCAUCUGAGUCCAGAGCCAUGGACCCCUGAGACGGGUCUGGUUACAGACGCAUUCAAGCUGAAGAGAAAGGAGCUAAAGAACCACUAUUCUGACCACAUAGAGAGGAUGUAUGGAGGGAAAUAGGUCCACUUUGUCAGAGGUCCGUGUCCAUAUCAUCCCUGACCCUGGCUUUUCCUGACACAUUCACACUUUGUCACUCGAUUCAAUUCAACUUUUCCAAUAGAAACCCACGAUCAGAGCUACUAAACACACGAUCGCUACACCAAAAGGUACUAAGCCUCCAUCAGUCCCAUGAUCCCCUGCUUCAUCAGCAGCAGCCAUCCUGGUUGUUUACCCAAGUGCCUCAGCGGUGCUCCUCUGUACAAACAAGUCCAGUUAGAUUAGUUGUGACUGUUCAGUGCCAGUCUGACAGAAGAGGAGGCAAGAGAUUAACGUUUAUUUAUAUUAUUCUUUUUUUUUUGUCUUAACUUAAGCUGGUCUGGCUUUCAGCCUGGUAAAUGACUUUUUUUACCUGGCUUAAAGCUGCUCGUACACCAAAUAAUUUGUCUUUAAGACAAACGCCGAAGCUGUAGAUAGCUGUAAAAAUAAAAAAACAACUCUGUGCUCCUUUUCUCCGUCUCUUUUGAAUAUCGUGUCUGAUGUAUGACUAUAAUAGAAGCACUGGAGUGACAAAUGUUUCACAAAAGUUCAGCCACAGCACUCCACUGCCAUUCACUCAAAACCUGUCUGCACCCUGCACCAGACUGCAGCUAAAGUUCCUGAUUUGUCUGUGGUGUUACGAGAACAUUAACAAAGGUCAAUGGAUCAAAGCAGCUUACUCUUUAGUGAAGUUGGAGUGCUGAUGUUACUGUGCCUUCAGUUUGACAGGACUGGCAUAGUAAAGUGAUUCUAGACUAGAAUUGUCUUCUAAAUGGCUUAAUAGCCAUGUUGAGUUUACACGAGAGGAAAAGUGAUGUCCACCCAAAGAUAGACGUGAAUUAUUUCAAAAAUAGACAUUUCUGUUUAGCCACUGUUUUCAUAUUUUUUGCCAGUUAUAUUUAAUUUAUACUUCUGUUGAUGUGUUUAAUAAGUAGAGGCCCAAAAAGGAUAAACGAGUCUGUCUCAGGAAGAUGCGCAUUCUUAAAAAUGUGAAAGAAGGAUUUGCUUGUCGAUGAAGCUUUUUAGGAUUCUUACAGGCACAUUAUUUAUUUAGGAAAAGCAACGCUGAACUGCUCGCAGGCUUAGCAGCCGUAGUUCCAGCUGGAGUACUGUAAUGCGGUGCAUACUGUACAGCAAUUGAAAGCUAUACGUGGUUUAGGAUCAGGAGGUUCACAAUGUGUUUGUUCGAUAUCAUAGGAGGGUUUUCUGUGGAUGUUUUUUUCCUAGUACUUUUUUUUGUGUUAAACUUUAAGACCGUGACAGCUGCUUUCAUGUUGUCUGGAAAUUGUAUUUAUUUUCACGUCCUUAUGGUCACAUGCUCUGUGCAGGUUUAAAGAAUAAACAUCUUUUCAUAGGAA
Oryzias latipes (Japanese medaka) is the source of this 3806-nucleotide messenger RNA. It is a transcript of the gene acsl4a, whose product is annotated as acyl-CoA synthetase long chain family member 4a. Gene Ontology annotation, molecular function: arachidonate-CoA ligase activity. Gene Ontology annotation, cellular component: plasma membrane; endoplasmic reticulum; lipid droplet. Lineage: Eukaryota; Metazoa; Chordata; Actinopteri; Beloniformes; Adrianichthyidae. Gene Ontology annotation, biological process: neuron differentiation; long-chain fatty-acyl-CoA metabolic process; long-chain fatty acid metabolic process. The record is from RefSeq and is a predicted model, not a curated record.